Messenger RNA from Haliotis rubra (blacklip abalone), 7531 nucleotides. RefSeq lists its product as uncharacterized. NCBI's taxonomy places the organism in Eukaryota, Metazoa, Mollusca, Gastropoda, Lepetellida, Haliotidae. The record is from RefSeq and is a predicted model, not a curated record.
UUCCGGAACUAUCAGAAGUAUCUUCGGAAGUCUGCGGGCUAUCGCCAAACCUUCAGACAUAAGUCGGGAUCGUGGUUCGGAAACCGCGAGAUAGCCAACUUACAUUAGACAUCAUCUGUCGGCCACAGUCCGUGUCUGCAGUGGACAGUGGUGACAUCUUGGAACUGGACUGUCCAAAUCAUGGCUGGACAGAAGAAAGUUCUCCAGCAGCUUCUAGCUGCUCUGGCUGUUGCUUGUAUCGUCGACCACACUGGAGGUAGUGCAAGUUACCGCACUCAGGACGCCAGUGAGGGUCAGGCUGGUUAUGUCCAGGCUCAGGGUGCUGGCGAAACACACGGUAUGGGUCAGAAGUCACACGCCAGUGAGAGUCAACAAUCACACUCUGGUAUGGAGUCCCGGUCCCAGGGGCUGAAGCAGUCCAGUCAAUCCUACAGUUCUUCAUACAGCAGCGGAAGAAGUUCCAGCAGCCAAUCCUACAGUUCAUCUAGCAAGCAAACACAUGGUGAUGCCAUGAGGAAAUCCAGUUCCGCCUUGGAAGGCCAAGGUCAGCCAGACCGCGGUGAAGGUCAAGGGGGUUUAAGAGGUCUAUCCAGCGCUUCUGGAGCCGGGCAAUACAGCUCAAGGGGUCAUGGGAGUUCCAGCAGACAGUCGCAUAGUUAUAGUGGUCAAACUCAAGGCGGUUCUACGGGAAACUCCUCAAGCUCAGGGGGUCAGAGUAGUUCCAGAAGACAAUCGUAUAGCAAUGGAGGUCAAACUCAAGCCGGUUCUAUGGGCAAAUCCUACAGUUAUGGAGAUCAAGUUGAAGGAGGUACCAUGGGAAAAUCAUAUCGCUCUGGCGGCCAAAUUCAAGGCGGUACCAGAAAUCCAUCGAUGGGCAAUCGGGCUCCACUGGGAAGUCAUACGGCUCUGGGAUCACAGUUGAGCGUCAGGUUCAUGGAGGUUCCCGUGCUGGGUCACAACUGGUCAAAAAGAGCGAUGGACAGUCUUUGUUAUUUAAGUUGGAGUAUACAGACGAGCAGAGAAUUCAGCAUCUCAACAGCCAGCGUGAAGCAGCCAGGAGAACUGGAGGAGGGUACAGUGUAGGGACUGGGGGCACACUGGAAGAGGCUAGACGGCAGGUGGAGGAAGAGAGAAGAAGAAAGGCAGAGGAAGAGAGGAGACAAGCUGAGGAGGACAGGAGGAGACAAGAUGGGCAAGAGAACAGACAAACUGAGGAAGAGAGGAGGAGACAGGUUGAAGAAGAAAGAAGACAGGUAGAGGAAGAGCGGCGAAGACAGGUUGAGGAAGAGAGGCGUAGACAGGUUGAGGAAGAGAGGAGGAGGCUUGUAGAAGAGCGGAGAAUGGAAAGAGAGAAGGAAGAAAGAAUGCGCGUGGAAGAGGAGAGAAGGAGAGAGGAAGCUAGGGUGCAAGCUAGGCGACAACAGGUCGACCGCCGAGACGGUGACGAGUCUGAGGCGGAAGAGAGACGUCUCAUACAAGAGAGACAAAGAGCUGAGGAACAGAGGAGGAUUGCUGACCGUCAGGAACAGGAGAGGAUCGAGGAGGAAAGAGCUCAGAGGCAGAGAGAACUCGAGAUGCGACGGGUGUCAGGUGAACCAGGCCGUCAAACCAACGUGACUCGAAGGCCAAGGCCAAGGCCAACGCCUGUCGCGAGAUCAUCUGGUGCACGACGUGAUAGUUUAGUCAGAAGUCGUUGCACUGAUUGUCAGGUUGGGAACGAGACGUUCCGAGGUCACUCCAGGUUUGAAUACACGGAGAACUGCCAGAAGUACCGAUGUAUCUGCCACUGCGACGGCUCCCACGACUGUCCGGCUCACUACACCGUCAACGUCUGUGACCAGGGUGAAGACAAGGAGCGGCGGCGUGAAUCAACCUGCAAGACUUGUGACGCCAAGGGAAAGAUCGUCAAGGGCAACAACUACUUUGAUCUUCAAGAUGGCUGCAUCCUCCAUAAAAACUGUAAGUGCUUCUGCGAUGGGAGGUGGGAGUGUUCCGCCAACAGGACUGAGAACACCUGCGUCAAGAAAGUCGGAGAAGGCAGUUGCGGAGAGUGUGAGGUUUAUGGUAGCUUCCAUCCAGGCAACUCCAGGUUUAAGUAUGAGGAAGGGUGUUUUGAGUAUAACUGUGACUGCAGCUGCAAUGGGUCUUGGUCCUGUCCACCUGACAGAACAAGAGACAUCUGUCAGAAGGGAUGUGGAGAGUGUGAAAUACGAGGCGAAUUCUUCGAAGGCAACACCUACUUCAACCACGAAAAAGGAUGCCUUGAGUACACCUGCUUCUGUCAUUGUAACGGAUCAUGGAACUGCUCUGGAGAUAGAAUAAAGAAUAUCUGUAAGCCGACUGAACAGCCUGACAAAUGUAGUCAGUGCCAAGUAUCAGAGACAAAUUCUUAUCCUGGCAAUUCCACUUUCCAGUUAAGGAAGAAGUGCAUCAGCUACGAGUGUUCAUGUAAGUGUGAUGGAAGCUGGGAUUGCCCUGGAGUGCUAGCAAGGAACAUCUGCAGGGGGGAAAGACCAGGAGGGUGCAAGAGCUGCCAGGUGUCUGAUGAAGAAUUCUACCCAGGAGAUUCAGACUUUGAUAUGAGAAAGGGGUGCAUUCACUACAAAUGCAAUUGCAAUUGUGACGGAAGUUGGAGCUGCCCAGGGGAGAAAGCUAGGGAUGUUUGUAAAGGAGAAGUUCCCGGUGGGUGCAAAAGCUGCAAACUGUCAGAAACAGAAUUCUACAGGGGUGAAUCUGACUUUCAGAUGAGGAGGGACUGUAUUCACUACAGCUGCCACUGCAACUGUGACGGAAGCUGGAACUGUCCCGGAGCAGCUGCGAGAAAUGUCUGCCGUGGUGAGAUUCCCGGUGGAUGCAGAAGUUGCCAAUUAUCGGAUGGGAAAGUAUAUCGAGGGAAAACCAACUUCCGUCAAACAAGUGGUUGUGUUGUUAAGGACUGCAGAUGUUCAUGUAAUGGAACGGUUGAAUGUGAUGAAGAAACUGCUGCUAACGUCUGUACAACUCCAGCUCCAACAAGGCCACGACAGAGGACUGUCCGACCCAGACAAAACAUAGACAACUGUCAGAAGUGUAUUGUGGAGGGUACUGACUAUGAGGCCAACUCCAAUUUCAAACUGAAGAGGGGUUGUUACGUCUACCCAUGUCAGUGCAAUUGUAAUGGUAGAUGGGGCUGUAACAGAGAUGGUGCUACUGAUGUAUGCGCUGGUAAAUCAGCAGCCCAAGGAGGGUCACGCAUAGGGCAAAGCAGCUGUCAGAGAUGUAUUGUGCAGGGCAGAACAUAUCCAGGUGAAACUGACUUCCGUCUCCGGAGAGGCUGCAUCUCGUAUAAGUGUAAAUGUGCCUGUGAUGGGCGCUGGGAAUGUCCUGCUGGCAAAGCAUCAAACUUCUGCCCAGGAUCAAGGGAACCAACUGUUGGGUGUAAGCGGUGUGAAGUGGAUGGGCAAAGCUACUCUGUAGACAGUAACUUUGAUAUGAGACGAGGCUGUGUCCGGUACAAGUGCAAGUGUAGAUGUGAUGGCUCCUAUGGCUGUCACGUCACGCAAGAUAGCGCUUGUACUAUUGGAGAACGCCCUGCUACCUGUGGUAACUGUGAAAUCGGUGGAUUCGUCUACCCAGGCAACAUGGGCUUCGUUAUCAGAGAUGGCUGUAUGCAGAAGGAGUGCAACUGUUACUGCAAUGGGUCAUACAUUUGUCCUGAUGAAAACAGAGUAGACAUUUGUCGGAAUAAACAGGCUUCACGGCUUCUGAGGGAUGGCACAUUCACAAGCACUGGAAAUCUGGGUGAAACGUUUGGAAGUGGAACUCAAGUGUUUAAUCAAGGCGGCCAGCAGUACACUGUAACAAGAAGAAAUCAGUUUAGGGGUGGUCAAACUGGCAAGGUUGGACAAGUCGGCCAAGUUGACCGAUCUGGAAAACAUAUCCGGACUCAUGGAACCCAGUUUCAGAUUCCUGGCGGACCAAUGUUCCCACAAGGAGGAAGGCCCUACGUUUUGAGAGGAAGCAUCCCACUGGGUGGACCUAUUUCUCCCGGUCAGAUCGUCACUCGUGGAGGUCAGCAGUAUGUCCUCAGGGGUAUGAGACAGUUUUUGGUACCAGGUAGAGGUCAGUUUACACCCAUGGGAGCUAUACCAAAUCCAGCACAAAGAAACUUUUAUCAACAGAUUAUAAAUCCUGCAUUACGGGGUCAAGGGAACCCAGGAAUGGGUGCUUCCCUGGGAGGUGCCACUGGUCAGUAUUCACAAGCCCAAUACGGUUUAACAGGGCCACGUCCAGACGCUGCUGGGAGUCUUCAUGGUGGUGUACCCACAUACAAUGUAAGAACAUCUGAUGCCACGGGCGGUUCCAGGACUGUACACACUGCUAGAACCCAUGGCAACCAAGGGGUGCUGGCAGAAUGGCAUAUGGAUCGGCAGUGUUCCAAGUCAAGGCUCCAUACGCCCCUGGUAAACGUACAAGAUGUAGGGCAGGUAGCUGUGAACCCUAGACCAGGUUGCAAUAACUGUUCGGUUGAGAGGCAGAAUCACAGAGGGGGCUCCACAUUUCAAAUCACUAAGGACUGCGUUCAGUUCAAUUGUAGCUGCGAGUGCAGUGGAUCCUGGACAUGUUCAGGGGAAUUCUCCACUGGCUGCAAUUCAACCGAGCCGAGCAGAAAACCCCAAGGAGACGAUGCCGGGACUUGCAAGAGGUGCUCCCUAAAGGGCAGUACAUAUCCUGGUGACAGUACCUUCCAGCUGGUUCAAGACUGCUCAGAAUACACCUGUACAUGCACAUGCUCGGGAAAGUGGUACUGUCCAGUACAGAAGCCAAGAAACAUAUGUGACAGGCCCCGAGGCGAACUGCGACAGAGGACAGCUUCUUGUCAGCUUUGUGACGUCAGAGGGACGGACUAUCCACCUCACUCUGAGUUCUUGUUGAAGGAAGGCUGUGUGCAGUACAAAUGCACAUGCAACUGUGACGGUACCUGGGUUUGUCCACCUGCAAAUUCCGUGAACGUAUGUCAAGAGGACAGAGAGGAGGAAAGAAGAGAACGUGAAGAGGCAGCCAGAAAAGAGAUACACAACCAGGCUUCCCAAAGCUGGGGAAACGUAUUCACCACUAACGUUCCAGUGGGCCAGGGACCCAAGACCAGAUACUCUAACACAAGGAACGGCAUUUCUUACAAACAGACCUCCUGCCAGAGCUGUGUUGUCAAGGGCAAGUCUUACAUCCCUGAAAACGAGUUCAAAUUCCGUGAAGGGUGCACCCAGUACAAGUGUCAGUGCUUCUGCAAUGGUACAUGGGACUGCCCAGCACAGGACACCAUCAACCUCUGUCGCUCCCCUGAUUACAGAAUCGACGGAUGCAAACAAUGUGAAGUAAAGAAUGAAACGUAUCCUGGGGGCAGUCCAUUCCGCUAUAGGGAGGGGUGCUGGGAGUUCAACUGCUUCUGUGGCUGCAAUGGGGAAUGGAGCUGCCCAGCUAACCGUACUACUGACAUGUGCAAGCGCUCAGGGUCAGUGUCCUCCAAAUGUAAACCUUGCAUGAUAGACGGCAAAGUGAUCAGGUCUAAGAGCAACUUCAACAUGAGACGAGGCUGUUCCGAGUUCCUCUGCGAGUGCAACUGUGAUGGGAGCUGGACCUGCCCCAAGGACCGGUCUCUCAACAUCUGUGAAGGAGAAGGAAAAACACCAAGUCCACAUUACAAACUGAAAGGUUGUACUGUCGGCAACCGGACGUUCUUCAGCCGACUGUUCGCGUAUACAGAGAACUGUGUCCGCUACAUGUGCAUCUGCUACGACAGUGGUGCCUGGAAGUGUCCCGCACAGAAGAGCAAGAGAGUGUGCUGAUCGUCACAGAUUAAAGAUGCGAUAAACGUCAUAUAACAUCGGUGCAUCAGGUCGUCAUGCACAAGGGACAUUUCCUCCGUUAAAGCACGGUGAUAUCAUUCUACAACGGCAAUGUAAAAGUUGCAUCUUUGGUUCACUUUUUUGUUUGAACAUCAUUUCCCUGUUGUAAAUAAUUCAACCAAAAUCAUAUCACUUUUACGCCUGUCAUUAAAAUUCGGUUGUUAUCUUUUUUUAACUUCGGAAACACACUUUACUUCGUAACAAAUGACGGUCAAAGUAUUGUUGUCUACACAGGGGCUUGUAACGCUAGAAACUGCCAUCAAGGUAUACACUGUUAUAUAAAAGAAUCCUUUUAUAUAGUAACUACCCCGUUAGUAACAGUAGAUACAUUGGUCGCAGUUUUUAGCGUUACAAGCCCCCGUGGUUGUCUAUACCACCGAACAUGUCAAAUGGCCAUAUAUGUAACAUGAAUAUUUUGUCUGAACAUGGUCAUCUAAACUUUCAUUGUUGCCUUCAGCCAAAAGACGGGUGCUCUCGACAAACUGAUCCCUAAGAGAUUGAAUGAAGGGUGCUUAAAAUCACUACAAAAACAAUAGAAUAUUCUAUCAAUUUUUCUUCUGCCUAAGCAUGGGGUAUAAAUAUCUGUGUUAUUUUGUUAUUCUGUCGUAUUCUUGAAUAUGUUAUAGUUGUACACUCUAUAUCCAAAAUAGCCGUCGCCCUUAUUUUCAAAUGUUAUAUAUAGCUGCGUGGUCCUGGUGAGAAUAGACACAAAAUGCAAUAUUUCCCUGCUUACGUGCCGACUAAUAGAUCAUCCUGGUGGUGGUGUUUCCAAAAAGUUAUGCCCUGUUUUGGUCUCUAACGGAAAUACCAGACAAGUCCAAUGAUUAGCCACCCAACGUUGUACAAAACCUAUUUUAAUUCAAAGGCUUGAAUAUCAAUUUAUCCAAAAUUUAUUAACAAAUUGAUUUCAUAAAGAAAACUGGAAAUCAUUUGCGUCUAUCGAUGUACAUUUGUAUAUAUUAGUAUACUCGACACACGCACCGGCGUAUAUCAAUUUAUAUAUGUGGUGGGAUAGUAGGGACAGUAUAUUUUGUUGACCUUGGAUCUGUAUAAGUUCAUACGUCCAGGAUGAACCUUUGUCAUCUAUAAGCGUAACGUGCCCUCUGCAUAUGGAACAGUGUUCUCUCCCUAAGGACGAAUGAUGGGAUAUUAUCUGGGCAAAAUGUCUAUGAGGGAUAGACUUAAGGGUAUUUAAUCAGCCAUCAAACUGUUCAACUGCUCCAUGGUGGUACUUCUGUUGGAAGCGGGUCAGUGACGUCCCUCCACGCAGUAUACAUCGACAACAUACACAUCGCUCUGUUGUAAAUGAAAGAACAUCCAGUGAUUACCUAUUGCAUUUAACGAACGUGGGGUACACACAAUACACACGUCUGUGAAGUUAUCGUCUGCAAAUCAUUUAUGGGGAUACAUGCCAAUGUAUGGGUGCACAGCGAGUGAUCAGAUGCCGACACGAAACUUCAGCUGUGCCUUAACACACGGCUAAAGAAAUAUAAGAGUGUGAUUACAGUAAAGGUUGCGUUUGAAUGUGAAAUAAUUAAUGUUUACAUUUCUGCAUGCUCUACAAAUGUCAUAUCAACGAGUUUUUUAUGUUUGUAACGUCUUGGAUAUUGUUGAUUUUAUAAUAAAUUACCAACCAUUUCUUCCAA